This is a messenger RNA of Capsella rubella, 981 nucleotides long. RefSeq names its product splicing factor 3B subunit 4. The transcript is spliced from 8 exons. The record is from RefSeq and is a predicted model, not a curated record. Gene Ontology annotation, cellular component: U12-type spliceosomal complex; nucleolus. NCBI's taxonomy places the organism in Eukaryota, Viridiplantae, Streptophyta, Magnoliopsida, Brassicales, Brassicaceae. Gene Ontology annotation, biological process: positive regulation of mRNA splicing, via spliceosome. Bases 1 to 981 code for a protein of 326 amino acids. Gene Ontology annotation, molecular function: RNA binding.
AUGACGACUCGUAUAACUCCAGGUGUAGGAGCUAAUCUUCUUGGCCAACACGCUACUGAGAGGAACCAAGACGCCACCGUGUACGUCGGAAAACUAGAUCCUCAGAGUGUUACUGAAGAAUUGAUUUGGGAAUUGUUCACACAAGCCGGACCAGUUGUUAAUGUCUUUAUUCUGAAAGAUAAGGUGACAAAUACUCAAAAAGAUUUUGGUUUCGUACAAUUCCGCAAUGAAGAAGAUGCUGACUAUGCUAUUAAGGUUCUUAACAUGAUUAAGCUCUACGGGGAACAUAUACGUGUCAAAAAGACAGUGCAAGAGAGUUUCGAUGUUGGUGCUAACCUUUUCAUUGGAAACCUUGAUCCUGAUGUGGAUGAGAAGCUCUUGUAUGAUACUUUCAGCGCAUUUGGUUUGGUUAUUGAUAGUCCUAAGAUAAUGCGCGAUCCGGAUACCGGGAACUCACGAGGUUUCGGUUUCAUUAGCUAUGACUCCUUUGAGGGAUCUGAUGCUGCUAUUGAGGCAAUGACUGGACAAUACUUGAGUAAUCGUCAAGUAACAGUCUCUUACGCUUACAAGAAAGACUCUAAAGGAGAGCGUCACGGUACUCCAACAGAGAGGCUUUUGGCUGCUGAUUCCCAAAGAAGCAAACCUCAUACACGAUUCGCAACUAUCCCUACAACGCAGAGUACUAAUGCUCCGCGUCCGUUUGCUAAUGGAAAUAUGCAACCUGUACCGAUCCAGGCUCACCAUCCACCACCAUCAGUUCCACAAGCGUAUCAAACUCAGCCAACAUUUUGGUCUUCUCAGCAACAACAACAAAAUGGCUUAGUGAUUCCACCACCGGCCAUGCAGUUCCGUCUCCCUCAAAGUGUGCUGCCGCCACCACCACCUCAGUUUCAAUAUCACCAACAAGGUUAUGGUGGUCCGAGGGUGCCACCACCACCACCUCAACUCAUGGGAAUGUACCAGCAUGACUGGCUACAGUAA